GCUGGGACACCUCAAGAUGAUAAAUGUUUUAAAAGUAUUCAUUAACAAUCCGAUGAUGCAUUGCUUAACGACUGCGGUGGGGAAACAGACUGAGGCUCUACAGCAUGUGCUCACCCAGACUUGUUUUAGCACCUCCCUUUGGUGCCUCUCCUACCUCCCUUUCUCACAUGGCCGACUCUCCUCUCCUACCAGAUUCCUCCUUCUUCAGCCCUUUGCCUUUCCUCUCAAUCACCUCCCAGUUUCUCACUUCAUCGCCCUCCACUCCCCGUCAGCUUGCACUCCUUCCCCUCCCCCCACCUUUUCAUUCUGGCUGCAUCCCAUCCCCUUUCUUUCCAGUCCCAGUGAAGGGUCUUGGCCCACAACAUCGAAUGUUUAUUCCUCUCCAUAGAUGUCUUAACAGAGCCUGGCCUCCAGUCGAUUUCGACAUUGUCAUUGAACACUUUGCUGGCAUUGAAUGGCUACCAAAGGAAUGCACAUUUACCAAGAUACGGUCUGACAGUGCUCUGAGAGUACUGUUCAUUGGUUCCCUGCGCCUGAAAUGCAAAACUCCGUGCUGUCAGCGCUGGUACUUUACUUUCAAUGGAGCAGAGUGCAGUGGUCCUUUGCCAGUUGAAGCCAUCAUUUAUCUUGACCAAGGAAGUCCCGAAUUCAACUCCACCAUCAAUAUACAUCGGACAUCUACAGUGGAAGGCCUAUGUGAAGGAAUCAAUGCUGGACUUGUGGAUGUUUCGCUCUGGAUUGGGUUGUGUUCAGAUGGGUACCCACAAGGCGAUGCUUCAACUGGCUGGAACUCAGUUUCACGCCUAAUCAUUGAAGAAUUGCCAAAAUAGUUUUCAUUCUGCAUAAGCAAAGCUAUCAGAACCAGCUUGCUCUUGUAGAAACCAUAUUAUGAAAAAUUGUCAACUUUAAGUUGUCCAAUAAAAGUAUCAAAAUUAAUGCCAUUACACUCAUGUAUCUGAAUUUCCAAGGAAUUUAGAUAGUUAUAUUUUGAUUGUAUAGCUCUAUUUCUUGUCUUGGCAUGUUAGAAAUAUGGAACCAGUUAUCCAUUACAUCACUCUCCUGAUUCUUAUGCAAAUAUAUGAAGGGCUGUAUUGUAUUGUCCAAUUGAAAAUGAUCAUCUAUGUACUUUACUAUUUGGAGCAACUUGAACAAAUUUAUACUAUUGGUUUUUUUUAAAGUAUUGUGCUGCUUUGUGUUAGAAAAUUGCAAAACUGACAUGAUUUCCAUAUAUUGCAUUUGUAAACAAUUAUGAAGAAAUAAGACUUCAAUAUCUCUAAAUAAAAAAGCAACCUGGAAGAUUUGACAAACAGUUUUCUGUGAGACUGGCCCUUGUUAAAACCAAGUUGUUGUAACUAAUCUCAGUUAUCCAAGAUAUUAUUACACUUCUUGCAUUGUCAUUAAUAAGUGCAGAAGACACAGGUGCAGAAUUAGGCAGAUUAUGCUCUCAACCCCAUUCUUCUGCUUUUUCCCUGUAACCUUUACCACCAAUACUAAUCAAGAACCUAUCACCGUCUGCUUUAAAUAUACCUAAUGACUUGGCUUCCACAGUUGUUUGUGACAAUAGUUCUGCAGACUCACCACCCUCUGGCUAAAGCAAUUCCUCCUCACCUGUUCUGAGUGGACACCCUUUUAUUCUAAUGUUCAAUGCUCUGGUCCUAGAUUCUUCAUGGCCAGAAACAUCCUGCCCAUGCCCACUCUAUCUAGGCUUUCAAUAUUCAGUAGGUUCCAAUGAGAUUCCCAUUCAUCUUUCUUAACUCUAGCGAGUACAGGCCCAGUGCCAUCUACAGCUCCACAUAUAAUUAACCCUUUCAUCACCAGGAUCUUUAUUGUGAAUCUACUUUGGACCCUCUCCAAUGCCAGUUCAUCCUUCCUCAAAAUGGAGCCCAAAACUGCUCACAACAAUUACAGAUGUGGUCUGACCAACACCUUAUAAAGCCUCAGCAAUAUACUCUUGCUUUUAUAUCCCAGCGAAAUAACAGUUCAGAUUUAUUCCAACUGAAUCUCUCCCCCAGAUCUCAAAAUGUUAUGAUUUAAAAAAGGUAAUGUUAUUGAAGAAAAUCUAUCUCCAGAAAUGAUAUUUAACUCACUUGAUGACAAUCAACUGAGACUAACAA
Messenger RNA from Hypanus sabinus (Atlantic stingray), 2114 nucleotides. RefSeq names its product collagen triple helix repeat-containing protein 1-like. The transcript is spliced from 3 exons. NCBI's taxonomy places the organism in Eukaryota, Metazoa, Chordata, Chondrichthyes, Myliobatiformes, Dasyatidae. Bases 105 to 830 code for a protein of 241 amino acids. The record is from RefSeq and is a predicted model, not a curated record.